GCUGCAUGACACUACUGUCUUCAGCAGAUAUUCUAAUGUUUCUGUUUCAUUUGUCAUCUAAUUCUUGAUACAUGUCUUGCACUUCACAGUCAAGUUUGCCUUUAAAGCCAAACUUUUGUCUAUUUUUUGAAUGAAAUUCUAAAUUUUAUGUGUGCAAAACAAUUAGUGCUUGCAAUCAUUAUACAUUUGAAAUCUGAGUCCACAGGUGUAUAUUUUGGUCCCAUAGUUGCAAUAAUUUGAUAAAAUUUUAGAAAAAGUUUGUUGUUCAAGCUUUAUUAUCCUGUGAACUGAUAUUUGGGUCAAUAAUACCAAAAAUAAAAAAAAGUUUCCAGGAACCUCCAUCACACUUUGGGAAGAAAAUGAAUUUUGAGUAUCAGCUAGAGGCAGGGGAGACACAAAAGCAGCUUUUAUACUUUUAAUUUUGGUUUGUUUCUAUCUUGUCAGAAAAGUAAUGCAGUGCCAUGCAAUUGCUAUAUGAGCUCCUUAGAUCACUGAAAUAUUUUUUUUGAUAAUAUUGCGGAGGCUCAUUUCUUUUGCGCAGAGGCCAAUGGGCACGACCAUCCAUGGGAGUCCAGCUUCGCCACUGUCUACUUAAAGCUCUUAUCAAAACAUACAGACUCAAGCUUACCACCACAUUGCAGUGAAUGGGCAAAUUUACAGAAAUGAAAGAAAGCAUCAGUCUCAAUGUUCCUUUUCAAUUGCCUUUCAUUAUAAUUUGGCUCCAACUGUUCCAGAAGCAUACUUGCAGAAACAUCACUCUCAAUACCAUGCAAAAAUACUGAUUCCCACAAUUUUGGAUGAAGUUUGAUGUGGUAAAUGAGUUUACAGGUUGACAAAAGGAUACCACCAACCUGCUGCUGGACACAAAUUGACUUGCCAUUAUAAAGUAAUUAGUCAAGCAACAUUAUAAAGCUCCAUCCAAUUUCUUAUACUUAUCAAUACAAAUUUACUUAUGUAUCAUUAGGUAAGUUAAAUAUAAAACUGAACUGAGCAAGUCUUCUCCAACAAUCAUCACAUGGUGGAUUUUUGUUUCGAUUAAAAUGCCACAAUCACAAACAAAGAUUUACAGCUAUAUGAAAUAUGGACCUAUGAAACAAAAAUAAUAUUAAUACAGGGAGGAGAUAAAAUAAUGCCAGACAACUAACAUGAUAUGUUGUAGAGUAGAUUCAAACCUUAUUCGAAGUUCUGAACUGAUAUAGCCUACGUCGCAGUCCAUAUUCUGUAGGAGAAUAAGAUCUGCGAACAAUACACCACUUCGGCUAACCGCGCUGGUAGGAUCGAUUGGGAGACUGGGACGAGAUUUGGGUGUAAAAAAUUCUUUCCUCGGCAGUCGCAACAAGGAAUUGUAUGAAAUCUGUUCACGUACUGCUAAAACUGUGCAAUAAAGUCACUGAUUGUUACAUUUUCUCUCGAAUUUAUUCAUCUUAUUGUGGUUUGUGAACUUCGGAACAGCUUUCUUCAAAGCUUUUAUUAGUACUUAGCUCACACACCACAGUAUUGAGCGCAAACUAUUAUACACAAUUUUGGGCCUAUGUCAAACGAUGGAUGCCGACUUAGCGAAAUUGUCUGGGAUGAAAGUUGACAAGUUGAAAAGUUUCUUACGACUUCGAGGACUAAAGACAACUGGUAGAAAAGAGGAAUUAGUUGCGAGAGUAUUUGUUGCUAUCAAAAACGACGUUCUGUGAUAAAGCCGGCUGAAGAGGUUGAGCGUGAGAUUGUGACAGAUUACAAGAAGAAGCUUGAUGUCGGACGUACGACAUUGCCUGAUCCUUUUGGCAUUGCAAAUGGCUGGCUGAAUGAAGAGGACGGAACGGUGUUUUGGCCUGUUACUCUCUAUACGGAUAUUUAUAACUUUCUGUCAUUUCAUCCAAAUGAACUCUCCAGUAAUGAUCUCUCUGAUUAUAAACAGUCAAAGGGCUACAGUUACUAUUCGCAGGGUUGGCUAUCACCAUUACUUUUUCAUCCCAUUGCUGAUGAUAGUGAGUUCUGUUUUCUCAAGGGAAAUUGCAGACCAUCACAGCGAAUCAAUGAUACCCCACAUAAACUAUGGAUCUGUUUAGGGAAAUGUAAUGGAAACAUUGUCUCAACACACUGCUCAUGCAUGGCUGGACUGUCUCAGACAUGCAUCAUGUUGUAGCAGCUCUUUUUAGGAUUGAGACUGUGAGCAGAAUGGGACUUAACAAUCCUUCUUGCACUUCAAGGCCCUGCCAAUGGUUACCCAACAACAAAGUUGUGAAGCCAGUAAAGAUAAAGGAUUUAAAGUUAAAGAGGACCACUUUAGGAGGAAUAGUUAAAAAGAAAGUUGAAUUGAACUGCUCCCCCAAGAAGAAUUUUGACCCUUUGGAGCAUGUUGAGUAUAAGCUUAACCUGCAGGACAUGGCAAAAUCCCUUGAGACAGUCUGUAAAAGGUCUGAAUGUAUUUUGUUUACAGCACUGCCAAAGAAAGAAUUACCAGCAACAGAGGUGCAAAAUGCAAAGGUUAUUCCAUUCGAAGAACAUUUUUUGCGAUCUGCCAAUAGAGUUGAUUUCCUGAACCAUAUAAAAGAGGCUAAAAUGGAAGACAUAAGCACAAUAGAGAUGUUAACCAGAGGACAGGCAAAUAACCAACAUUGGCAUUCCUUUAGAAAGCAUGUUAUCACUGGAUCUAAGGGACAUGAUGUCAAAACUUGUAUGGCCACUUUGAGAAAGGGGGAUUCUAAGAGAGACUCAUUGAAGAAUAUAUAUUCCAAAAUUGCUGGGGCCACAGAUAUGGUUGACCAACUGCCAUCUCUAAAGUAUGGACGAGCAAUGGAACCAGUUGCAAUAGAAUCCUUUAAGGAAGAGUUUGAAAAGCACCAUAAGAAUGUAAAAACAACAUCAUGUGGGUUGUUCUUAUGUGAAGACAUGCCAUUUGUUGGUGGGAGCCCUGACUCUAUUGUUUCAUGUGAUUGCUGUGGGAGGGCAUGUAUAGAGGUGAAAUGCCCUUUUUCAAUCCGUCACACCACACCUUAUGAUCCCAAGGUAAAACUGCCAUAUUUGAAACAAGUUGAUGAUAGUCUGCUAAUAAAUGAAGCCCACAGAUACUACACACAAUGCCAAAUUCAAAUGGCUGCAACAAAGACAAAGAGUUGUCAUUUCUUUGUGUGGACAUGAAACACAAAAAGAAUCAACACCAGUUGCCUACAAAAAUAAAAAGAGACAAAAAUUGGAAUUUAGUGCAAUUGAAGUAGAACAAGAGCAGGAAUCAGAAGGAUCAGAAGCAUCUGAAACAAUUUUUGGCAGCACUGUUAACUCAGAUAUCAACAGUAUGAGGCAUAUCAGCAUGAACAAACAACUAUGGCAAAUUUCUGGGAACCCCUUUGUAGAAGAAAGCUACAAUUCUGAGUCAGACAAUGUCUCAGAUUCAAGUAGCGCAUAUAUAAGCACUGAUGAUGAUGAUGAUGAUGAUGAUGUUUAUGAUUCUUUGUCAAGUUCGGAUGAUGAUGGCUUGACACAAGAUCAAAUUGAUGAAAUAUCAAUGCAUAUGACUGAAAAUGCCAAAGAAGAUUCCAGAGCCAACCUUGUUUCUUUAGUGACAGAUCUAGAUUUGACUAGAACAUACUUUGUUGAAAAUGAGCAAUGUGAAAAGUCGAUGGAACUGGAGACCACUAUAGAUAGACAACCUGGUGCAAUAUAUGCAUCAUCAGAGGUGAAUUCAAAAGAAAUGAAAGCAAAAGUACACAAAACAAUGGAAGAUCUGUAUCAAACAAAUAUUGAAGAUGCAGAAUAUAAGCUUGCAAACCAAAAUAGAGUUUUAGUGUCACUUAAGAAGCUACAAGAGUUGAAAGGGAAGUUUUGCAUGCAAAAACUGAACAAUGGUCAACUAUGCAAUGAAGUUUUGAAUUUUGAAAGUGAUGUGAAAGGCUGUACAAUAAAACUUCGCUGGUCAUGCAAAAAUGAGCACUUUGGAAUGUGGGUUUCCUCUGAGAUAGUUUCAAAAUCUCACUAUGCAGACAUUUACUUGAAUGAUCUGUUAGUCACUGCCUGCGUAUUAUUGUCUGGAAACAAUUACUCAAAAUUUGCAAGGUUUUGUAAGUUUCUUGGGCUUGCAAUCCCAGAUCAAUCUGUCUUUUACAGAAAUCAGAGAUUGUUUUUCACACCUGUAAUUCUACAAAUGUGGGACUCAAUGAAAUCGAGCAUCAUUACUGUGAUAAAAACAUAUAAUGAUCACAUUCUUGGAGGAGAUGGAAGGAAUGAUUCACCUGGCUUCUGUGCACGAUUUUGUGUAUAUGUCACCAUGGAGUUGAUAACCAAUGCAGUUCUCCAUUUAGAAGUUUUGGACAAGAGAGAGACUGGUGGCAUAUCAACAAAUAUGGAAAGAGAAGGUCUCACCCGUACAUUGCUGCUUCUUAUGAAAUGCUUGGAUAUUUCAGAGAUUACCACUGAUGCCUCAACUUCAAUAAUGAAGAGGAUUCAAGAGCUUAAAAAUUCACACCCUGAACUGUCAAAGUUAAAUCACUGCCUUGAUAUUUGGCAUGCUGCCAAAAAUAUUUCUAAGAAAUUGUACAAAACAGCACAAGACAAAGCUGCAAGAUCACUCAAACCAUGGAUUGCUGCAAUAGUCAACCACUUUUGGUUUGCUUGUCAGGUUUCAAAUGGUGAUGCUGAAAAGCUGAAAGAUAUUUGGAUUGGUGUUUUGCAUCAUGUAUGCAAUGAACACAUAUGGGCGGAAUCUGAAUGUCUGCAUGGCCCUCUCUCGUCAACUGAGCCAAAGGUGUACCUGUUAAAGAAUUCUGUUGCUUUGGAAAAGCUCAGAUCAGUGGUACUUGACAGAAAGCUUUUGUCAAACCUAUCAUACUAUUCAAAAUUCAGGCAUACAGGCAUGAUAGAAAAUUUUAACAGUAUGCUGUUGAAGUAUGCAUCUAAAAGAAAUGCAUAUGACUAUCCAUAUUUCAAGACACGGAUGGCUUUGGCUGCUAUUGACCAUAAUAUACAUUUAAAUCGACCUUUAGCUAUUACACAAGAUGGUAAACAGUGUUUUAAAAGAAAAUAUAAUAAAAAUUCCAGGAAAUUUACUGCUGAACCUGUUAAGGAACAGAAAAGCUACAGCUAUAUUCCAUACCGCUUGCAAAAAUUGUUGUUGAAAGAAAAGAAAAGAAAGACACAGCAAUGGAAAGGCUUGUCAGAGUUCCAAAUGACCCUAAACUGA
Molecule: messenger RNA, 5167 nt
Organism: Rhopilema esculentum
Lineage: Eukaryota; Metazoa; Cnidaria; Scyphozoa; Rhizostomeae; Rhizostomatidae
Source: RefSeq, a predicted model, not a curated record